Messenger RNA from Exserohilum turcica Et28A, 2360 nucleotides. RefSeq lists its product as uncharacterized. The coding region runs from base 109 to 2193 and encodes 694 amino acids. Gene Ontology annotation, biological process: peroxisome organization. The transcript has 6 exons. The record is from RefSeq and is a predicted model, not a curated record. NCBI's taxonomy places the organism in Eukaryota, Fungi, Ascomycota, Dothideomycetes, Pleosporales, Pleosporaceae. Gene Ontology annotation, cellular component: membrane; microtubule; peroxisome. Gene Ontology annotation, molecular function: GTPase activity; GTP binding; microtubule binding.
CUCAAACACCUUUGUCUCGCACGCCGUACACCACGCCUGCACCCAUAUCCUCCACCUACCGCGCCUUCCACAGACGCCUGUACAAUACCAUCUUCCCAGUCGCCGGCCAUGGCGACAAAUCCGAAUGCGAUCAACGUGAACGACCCGGGGCUGAUUACCCUCGUGAACAAGCUCCAGGACGUCUUCACAACUGUCGGAGUCCAAAACCCCAUAGACCUGCCCCAGAUUGCCGUCGUAGGAUCGCAGUCUAGCGGAAAGAGUUCGGUGCUUGAGAACAUUGUCGGACGAGAUUUUUUGCCUCGAGGAACCGGUAUCGUCACGCGAAGGCCGCUCAUUCUUCAACUCAUCAACCGCGCAUCCAACUCACAAUCGAACGGCACCAGCGAGGGUGCAAAGACUACAGACCAGGAGAACAAUGUGGAUGAGUGGGGCGAGUUCCUGCACAUUCCUGGCCAAAAGUUCCAUGACUUUAGCAAGAUAAGAGAUGAGAUUGUGCGCGAGACAGAGUCAAAGACUGGUCGCAAUGCGGGAAUUUCGCCCGCGCCCAUCAACCUCAGGAUAUACUCGCCAAACGUCCUUACACUCACGCUGGUCGACUUGCCCGGCCUGACCAAGGUGCCUGUGGGAGAUCAGCCCAGGGAUAUCGAGCGCCAGAUUCGCGAGAUGGUUCUCAAGCAGAUUAGCAAGCCCAAUGCCAUCAUUCUGGCUGUGACGGCUGCCAACACCGAUUUGGCCAACUCGGACGGUCUGAAGCUCGCACGCGAAGUCGACCCAGAAGGACAACGGACAAUUGGUGUCUUGACCAAGGUCGACUUGAUGGACGAGGGAACUGAUGUUGUAGACAUUCUCGCUGGACGCAUUAUCCCAUUGCGACUGGGAUACGUGCCCGUUGUCAACCGUGGCCAGAGGGACAUUGAGAAUAAGAAGGCGAUUUCCUAUGCGCUCGAGCACGAACGGCAGUACUUUGAGAAUCACAAAGCAUACCGCAACAAGGCUGCCUACUGCGGUACACCCUACCUGGCCCGUAAGCUGAAUUUGAUUCUUAUGAUGCACAUCAAACAAACGCUCCCCGAUAUUAAAGCCCGUAUCUCAUCCUCGCUGCAAAAGUACCAGGCCGAGCUCGCGUCGCUUGGCAACUCCAUGCUAGGCAACAGUUCCAACAUUGUUCUCAAUAUGAUCACAGAGUUCACGAACGAAUACCGUGGUGUGCUCGAGGGCAAUAACCAGGAGCUGUCUGCAGUCGAACUUUCUGGUGGUGCGCGUAUCUCGUUCGUCUACCACGAGCUGUACGCCAACGGUGUCAAGGCUGUCGACCCCUUUGACCAAGUCAAGGACAUGGACAUUCGAACAGUCCUGUACAACUCUUCCGGUUCAUCGCCAGCACUGUUCGUGGGUACCACGGCGUUUGAGCUCAUUGUCAAGCAGCAGAUUAAGCGGUUAGAGGAUCCUAGCUUGAAGUGUGUCAGUCUCGUCUACGAUGAACUGAUCCGCAUCCUUGGCCAGCUGCUUAACAAGAACUCUUUCCGAAGGUAUCCUGCUCUGAAGGAGAAGCUGCACCAGGUCGUUGUGUCCUUCUUCAAGAAGGCAAUGGAGCCUACCAACAAGCUUGUCAGGGACCUUGUCGCCAUGGAGUCCGUUUACAUCAAUACCGGCCACCCAGAUUUCAUCAACGGUUCGCGCGCUAUGGCGAUUGUGCACGAGCGACACAACAGCAGCAAGCCUCAACAAGUUGACCCCAAGACUGGAAAGCCCCUGCCGCCGACCGUACCCCCACGAUCCAUCUCACCCACACUCGACUCCGGCGAGGGCGGUGGCUUCUUCGGCUCUUUCUUCGCUAGUAAGAACAAAAAGAAGAUGGCUGCCAUGGAGCCUCCGCCACCUACCCUGAAGGCAUCUGGCACUCUGUCCGAGAAGGAAUCCCAAGAAGUCGAGGUCAUUAAACUACUGAUCACAUCCUACUUCAACAUUGUCCGCCGGACAAUGAUUGACAUGGUCCCCAAGGCCAUCAUGUUGAACCUCGUGCAGUGGACAAAGGAGAACAUGCAGGGAGAGCUGCUCACCAACAUGUACAAGACGGAUGAGCUCGACGAGCUGCUGAAGGAGUCCGAGUACACGGUCAAGAGGCGGAAGGACUGCCAGCAGAUGGUGGAGAGUCUGACCAAGGCGCAAGAGAUUGUCAACCAAGUGCAGUAGAGGAGUGCUUUGGCGAGCGGGUCUUGUUCACUUCUAUGGGUUUGGCAUUCUGUGUAAGGUGUUCUGGGUGCUAGCAUACUAGAUUUCGUCCUAGUCUGCCCGUGUCAUAGGUGCCGGAUGAGAUAUGCAUGCAGUCAUUGUUACGAAUUUACUGAAAUACACGACAU